UAAUAUAAAGGAUAGAAGCAAUAUGAAAUAUCUACCCCGGAAACCAAGCAUUUAUGUACAUUCAUUCCUCUUGGAGGUUUGAGGUAAUUGGUGGAAGGAUGUCAACAGUUGUAAGGACAAGCAUAGGAUCAGUUUGUGUUUGUAGUGGAAUAAACAUAAACAUAGCAAAGCCUCUCAGCCGUCAGUGCCGUUUCUUCCCAACUUCCGUUUCUCCUCUCCUCUCAUGUUUUCAGAAAAAGUGCGAUUUGAAUCUUCCAAGACCUGUUCAAGAUGCUGCAGACUCAAAAAUAUCAUGUAGCUUACUGAAUGUGCAAGAUGGGAUAGAUGAUGAAGCAUGUGAGCUAGUGAGUGGAGUAGAGCUUUCAAUUGGGGAGGGUGUUGAUAAUAUCCGUGCUUAUCUGUUCAAGGCAGUGAAAAAUAACAAUGGAACCGGCCUAUUGCUUCUUUCUGAUGUUUUCGGGUCGGAGGAUUCUUUCACUAGAGAUUUUGCAUAUCGGGUAGCUUGCAAUGGUUACAACAUUCUAGUUCCAGACUUAUUUCGUGGAAAUCCUUGGACAAAGGAGCAGGCAGAUGUGUUUGAAGAGUGGAUUGGUAGACAAAACCCAGAGAGGAUAGCAGAAGAUAUUAGCAGAUGGACAAAAUGGCUGGUUGAUGAAUUUAUGGCUGCAGUUUCCAAGAAACUUGGCGUUGUUGGGUUCUGCUUUGGAGGUGGCCAAGUGUUGAAGGUGCUGGCGCAAGACCAUGGUUCUUGUUUUGGUGCUGGAAUCUCCUUUACGGUACAAGGAUGGAUCCCUUGCUGCUUCUGAUAUAAAGCUCCUGUAUUAUUUAUUUUAGGAGAUAAUGAUCCACUUUGCGUGGUAAGUGAAAGCCAGAAUAUUCAGAAGAAAAUUGGAGAGGGCUCCAAAGUAGUGGUGUUCCCAGGUAGAGGUCACGGAUUUGCUCACCGGCCUGGAUCUCCUGAAGAGGAUGUGGAUGCUGAACAUGCUUAUGUGAUUAUGAGAGACUGGCUAUAUGAUCAUUUGGUUGUAUAAAAUUAUAUAUAUAUAUAUAUUCAACAGUUGCGUCUUAACAUGUUAA
Molecule: messenger RNA, 1077 nt
Organism: Vigna unguiculata (cowpea)
Lineage: Eukaryota; Viridiplantae; Streptophyta; Magnoliopsida; Fabales; Fabaceae
Product: alpha/beta-Hydrolases superfamily protein
Cellular component (GO): chloroplast
Molecular function (GO): hydrolase activity
Source: RefSeq, a predicted model, not a curated record